CGCUUUUCGGGGGUUCAAAGGGAUAUUUUAAAGAAAUAUGUCGGAUUACUUAAGAUCUGCUCUUGGAUACUUGAACGGAGCCACAAAUACGAACGAAUACGUUGGACAAGUACUAGAAAUCAACAAUGUGAAAUUACGUGUGAACAGGCUACUUGCCGAGGGUGGCUGGGCAUUAGUAUUCGCGGUGGAAGAUGUUAAUACAGGAAAGGAAUACGCUCUUAAGAGACUCAUCGCUGUGGAUGAAGAGGCUAACAAAAGUAUCGUACAAGAAAUAGAAACUUUGAAAAGGCUAUCCGGUCAUCCGAAUGUAAUUCAGUAUCUGUACGCACAGCGGUUGGAGCGGGAGGACCGCAAAGGAUACGAGUAUUUAUUAGUAACCGAAUUAUGUCCUGGUGGGACGGUAGCUGAUAUACUUAGGAGUUUAUCAACGAAUACCUUAACUCUUGCCCAAAUAUGUAAAGUAGCCUAUCAGGCGACCAGAGCUGUGCAUCACAUGCACAGCCAACAGCCUGAACCGUUCGUUCAUAGGGAUAUAAAGCUAGAAAAUUUCUUAAUCGGUACCGAUGGUUUAGUGAAACUCUGCGAUUUCGGUAGCACGUCGACCCAGCAGAUUUUACCGAAUCCAUCGUGGAACGCUCAGAGGCGAGCCACGUUAGAGGAUCAAAUGGCAAAGUACACAACGCCCAUGUAUCGUGCACCGGAAAUGAUGGAUACAUGGAACAACGAGCCAAUCGGUCCACCGGUUGACUGUUGGUCACUCGGUUGUAUACUCUAUUCCUUAAUAACGUUGAGGCAUCCGUUUCCCGAAGGUAAUAAACUUGCUAUCGUUAACGGCAAGUAUUCACCGCUUCCUGCUAAUCCUCGUCUAGCCUGUCUCCAUGACAUAGUGAAAGGUUGUUUAGAUGUAUCGCCUGUACGAAGGCUGACGACAUCGAUGAUACUGGAACGUCUCGCGGCGAUAGCAGAGUCGAACAACUUUGAUCCCAGAGAACCCCCGAAGAUAGAAGUUCCAGCAAAGACACCGCCACCUCCUAGACCCGUACCGCCGCCCAGUACGCCUGCUCCUCCACCGAGGCCGUCACCGCCGGUGAACGUGCCACCACCUAGGCCUGCGCCGGUUCAAACCGCCGUCGCCAAGGUCCCUGUAGCUCAAUCGACUGGCCUAUUUAGUUCGUUAAAAGGCGGUGCUGGUAGUAUUCUACGCAACUUAAAAGAUACCUCGAGCAAAGUGAUGCACACGGUGCAACAAAGCAUGGCCAGGACUGAACUGGACGCAAGUUACUUAACGUCUCGUAUAUUAAUAAUGCCGUAUCCAGCGGACGGUAUCGAGUCCGCCUAUCGAGCAAAUCACGUGGAGGACGUCAGGGCUUUCCUUCAGGCACGACAUCCGCCACCGGCUCGCAUACAGUUGUACAAUCUGUCCCGGGGACGACCGAACGUAACCAGACUUCCUGGUAGGCACAUCGAUUGUUCCUUCGCCUAUGCCACGUCGGAUUCGCACGCCCCGCUGUUGUCCGCGUUGUACCAAAUUUGUCAGGAUAUUUAUCGGUACCUGAACGCGGACUUCAAUCACGUUGUAGUGUUAUAUUGCACCGAUGGAUACCGAGCGAGUGCCACGGUUGCCUGUACUUUACUCAUCUAUGCCAGAGCGUUGACGACCCCCGAAGAGACGAUAUCGUUGUUCACGACCAGGCGUUGUCAACCGCCACAGCUGCAGCCAUCGGAACUACGCAGUAUUAAUUACAUGAGCUUAUUAAGUAGCGGUGUACAGCCACACACGAAACCGUUAGCCCUUCGCUCGUUGAUGAUACAACCGGUGCCGUUGUUCACCAGAGCGAAGGAUGGUUCCAGGCCGUACAUAGAUAUCUACAGCAACGGUGCGUUAGUCUUCUCUACGAAGCGGCCCGAGUACGAGGAUAUGCGGCUGUUCGGGAUGAUGGAAGGGAAAGUUUCAUUGGCGCUGGGAAACGCUACGGUCCGCGGCGACGUAACCGUUGUAAUAUUCCACGCCCGACAGCAGCUCGGUCGUAUAAUAGGAAUUAAAAUCGCGUCCGUUCACUUUCACACGGGUUACAUACCUUUGACUGAGAACACUUUAACGUUUAAGAAGAAGGAUCUGGACGACGCUCCUGAAAUCGGAGGGAAGUUCCACGUUCUUCUGAAUAUUAUGGUCGCCGAGGAAAAUUCGAAACUGGCCAGAGUACCGGCACCAUGGGAGGCAGAAGUGACCACUAGUUUGAUACCGGACGCGCUCUUCGGGUCCACUUUAGAAAUGGAAGAAACGUUAGAAAACUUUAGAACUGCUCAACCGGAGGAGAUUCCUAAAGAAGUGUCGGCUACGCCGUUAGCCGAUGAGCCGAGCAACGUUAGCGUGCAAGAAGAGGAAGCCGAACCGAUUGAAAAUGUAGAGGAAGAAAUGAAGGAAGAGGCUGUACCGCUAGAAGCCGAUCUACUGAAUCUAGGAAUGCCGGAUACCAGUACCUUAAAUUCUCCACAGCCUCCAGUGAACCCUGGAUUAGAUAUAUUUUCUAGCUCUAGUCAAAACGAAAGUGAUCUCUUAGGAGGUUUUGGUGUUUUUCCUCAGGAAGAAACGAAAAGCACCGUGCCGAAGAUUAGCGAUCCUGCCCAGAAUGAUUUACUCUUUGGACACGAUCAGCCUACGAAAAAUGAUAAUACUAACAAUAACUUAAACAUGUUCUUCGAACAGAAUCAAUCCAAUAGCAAACAGCAAGUGAACGAUUUAUUAUUCGAUCCUCUCGGAGGAACAUCAGCGAACAAUUUCCUAGGUGGUAUGCCAAGCUCUAAAUCGAGUACCGUGAAAUCUUCGACCACCGAGGAGAGCUUUCCGCGUAACUCGAGCGUUCCAAACUUUGCAGCGCAGAGCAAGGACCCGUUCGCUAAUCUUGCCAGUUCUUUGGGGGCCGGUUUAACGUCCAGUUGGAACGGAACGCCGAGGAACUCGAAUACUCCCCAAUCGGCUAGCCCCGCCCCGGCUAGUACGCCGAUUCAUUCCAGUCCUAAUACGCACAGGUCGAACGUAGCCAGUGGUGAGAACAAUAUGGCGGAUACCGGUGCUUCUAGCAAUAAAUCAACCAAAGGCGAUGCCUUCGAGGAUUUACUCGGUAGUCAAGGAUACAACUUCUUUAGUUCAAGGAAAGCGGAGAAAGACAGUCCGAAGACGAUAAAUCAAAUGAGAAAAGUCGAGGCUGCUAAGACAAUGGAUCCAGAUAGGUUGAAGAUUGCCGAGUGGACGGAAGGGAAAAAGGGGAAUCUACGCGCUCUUCUUUGCUCGAUGCAUACUGUUUUGUGGCCGGAGGCGGACAGGUGGCAACGAUGCGAGAUGCAUCAAUUAGUUUCAGCUGCGGAUGUUAAGAAAGCGUAUAGAAAAGCUUGCUUGGCUGUGCAUCCGGACAAGCAAGCAGGGACGGCCAAUGAGAAUAUAGCAAAAUUGAUUUUUAUGGAACUGAACAAUGCAUGGAGUACAUUUGAGAACGAUGCAUCGCAACAAAACUUAUUUAGUUAAUUCCAAUUGCUGUUACUUGUUGCUGAAAAAAAAAAAAAAAAAUUUGAAAUUUAUGUCCAUGAUUAAAGGUAGUUCCUAGCGGAAAAGAGACCCGAAAAUAUUAUUUUAAUGUAAGAUAACUCCGUGUUACACAUUCCAGCUAUGUUAUCUUAGCUGUAGCGACAAAAAUCUAACGGAUUCGAUAGCGAAAGGGCAGUGUUUGAAGUUGCAUUUGUGAUGGCUACCUGUGUAUAUGCAUCUUUAUCAUAUAAAAACCUUGUAAGAUCACUUACUGUAUUAAGCGUACUGCGGCAUAACGUAUAUAUGUAUAUAAGGCAAAAUGUAAAUUAAGGAAGAUUCCAAAUAUAUAAAGAUAUUUUCCGG
Molecule: messenger RNA, 3886 nt
Organism: Osmia lignaria (orchard mason bee)
Lineage: Eukaryota; Metazoa; Arthropoda; Insecta; Hymenoptera; Megachilidae
Gene: aux
Product: cyclin-G-associated kinase
Biological process (GO): protein phosphorylation; positive regulation of Notch signaling pathway; regulation of clathrin-dependent endocytosis
Cellular component (GO): cytoplasm
Molecular function (GO): ATP binding; protein serine/threonine kinase activity; AP-2 adaptor complex binding
Source: RefSeq, a predicted model, not a curated record